UGCCUGGUCAGGGAUAUUGUGCUGAGGUUCAACUGGACCUGCUCUGCUGACUUGACCCCAGCCUGCAGCCCUGGAGCCAGCCCAACCAUGGCCCUGCAGAUGCUGCUGAGGUGUGGUGUGGAAGCCUUAAGCCCUCGUCUGCACAGCGUGCUGCCUCAGAGUGAAAAGUGGCUGGUGGGACAGGCGUCCACUGUGGUGAUCCUGGUCGCUAUGGAGGAGAACCUGAUGACGUCACUGCCUGUGACGGAGAACAUACGUCUGGGCGUGCUGGAGGAUGUGGUGCUCUACAUGGAGAGGGAGAGCAACUUAGAAAACAAGAGGGUCUUGCUGCAGUGUUUUGGGAAAGUGCUGACCGGUCUGAUGCUGACCAGAAGAGAUGUGACCAGUGAUGGAUUCUUUCACAUCAAGGAGUAUUUCAAAAUCCCCCUGGCCAGUCUGACGGAAGUACUGAGAGCUGUGGACAUCAGCACUGUCAGGCAGAUCCUCCAGUACUUCAACAGAAACAAAGAUGCACUGAAGCUCUCAGAGGCCUACGUCUCCACCAUGGUGUCGGUCUUGUUCCAGACACAGCUUUCCAAAGAUCCCAGUCUAUUCCCAGAGCUGGCUCCUCUCCUGGGCCUGGCCAGCCCAACGGACAUCCAGGCCUUCCCCAGACUGCAGGACAACCUCAAUGUGAAGACCACCAUCAACGACAACUUGGUUCACCUCUCUCUGGAGAAGCGCUGGGCGUUUGGCCGCUGGUACAGGCAAGCGUUUGGCCCUGGCAACAUCACGGCCGGAGGUCUGAUGGUGGUCCGGGAUACUGGGAACUUAAUCACCUGCUUGCCCUUUGUCCUCUUCCAGCUCCUCUCCCCUGCUCAGAUCCUGGACGGUCUGGAUGUUCUCCUGAGGAAUCCUCUCACUCUCCUACAGCAGCAGUUUGUAGCUCAGAGUGUCUUUGGCACUUUCAGGAAUUUGACAGCUAUGCAAUUCCAUAGGCUGGGGAAUCUGUCAUGCCUGGCUGAGCCCCAAAACCUGCUGUUGUACAAAGACUCUGAGGCCUUUUCUGGCAUCCAAGACAAGAUCAGGAGCUGCGCCAUCCACGGUGUCAGCCUACCUAGCAACAUGAUCUCCAGUCUGUUCCUGAACACCAGUGAUCUGAAAUCGCCUGGGUCCCUCUCCUCAGCCCGCCUCUCCCAGCUCGCAGAUUUUCUUCCCUGGCUAGGCAUUGACUUCUUGCAGAAGCUCAACCAAUCACAGCUCAACCUUUCUCUUCCUGCCUUAUCUGCUGUGACCUUCUCUUCUGCAGAGGCUGCUGUAAUUGUGGACAAGUUGUCCAGCAACACUCUGUUUGCCCAAGGGGGGCUACAGCAGCUGGGGUCCCUGGUGAAAGGGGUGAAGGUGGAAACCCUAUGGAGCCUGUCCUCCAAAACACUGCUAUCCUCACUGCCUGCCAUGGCCCUGCCCAACCUCACCCUCAGCCCUUCACAGGCCAACGCUGUGGCCAGCAAACUCUGGGGCUCUGUGAAUGUGACAGCCUGGCUGGACCAGGUGGAACCUCUCCUCUCCAGCACCCCUCUACUGAGCCUGCUGUCCUGGGCACGCCCCCUGAUGACCAAUACUUCCUCUACAAACACACGCCCCUGGAACACCCAGCAGGCCCAGGCUCUGUUCCAAGAAGUGAUGAACAUCAAAUCAAACCUCUCCCCACAAGCUUUCCUUGCCCUAGGUACCAUUGGCCCAGGUGCAAGCUGCAAGGUCCUGAAGAAGCUCUUCUUCUCUCAACCCUCCUCUUCCUCCCUACGGAGUCUACUGGUCUUCCUCAGAGAGCAGCCUGUCCCUCUACACACCUCCUUGACAAAGUGUGUGAUAGAGGAACUGUACAAGCUGGACCUGUUCUCUAAUCUGCUAGGGGAGCUGGGGGCUCAGUUGGCCCUGGCCAUGACGGUGAGCACCAUUAAGAAGUUCCCUUCAGACAUGAUGAACAGCCUCAGGAAGAUGAUCGUCCAGGAGCCGCGCCACUUCCUGUUGCUCCCCAGGACCAAGCAGGAACUGCUGGUGGACAAGAUGGUGCAGACCCUGGAGAUGUACACAGGACAGUACACGCAGGAAGAGUUCCAGUCGCUGGGUGUCAUGGCGACCAGCGUGGUUGACGAGAUGUUUGUCCAGCUGGAUCGCAAGUUCCUGAUGGACAGCGUGGAGCUGCUGAGAACCCUCUGCUACAGUAGCAGCAAGAGAGACCUGAUGGCCCUGAUCCUGCAGGAGCCAGACAUCUUUGGACCGGUCCAGAACUGGACCACAGCAGUUCUGAACCAGGUGGAUCGCUUCAUCUUCUUCCUGCCUCCAGACAAGCUGAAGCUUUUACCCCCGGCUCUAUUGACCCAGGGUCGUAUUGAAAGGUUGUUCCAGAACCAGCGGCGGUGGGAGGGGGAGGAGAUGGGAGCCUUAUGCAUGGCGGGGCGGGACCAGGAAGAGAAGGUGGCGCUGUUUGGCAGAGAGCAGUUCCUGCUCCAGUAUUUCUUGGGUUUCCUCACCAUGGGCCGGCUCACAGCCCCCACGCUGGUCCCAAGCUGUGAGAACCUGAAGUCCACUGCCCCCUCGGCCUGGAGCAUUGGCAGCCUGACAGGCAUGUCCAAUGAUGCCUUCACCAGCUGCCUGGAGCUCAUCGGCCAGGACCCCUUCCUCACCCCCUAUGAGCUCACUGUGCUGUUGAAGAAAACCAAUCAGGUGUAUGGUGCUGUGGCGUCCUUCCCCCCCUCUGUGGUGUCUCGCCUGGGCAGGCUGGCCCUCCAGCUCACUGUGGAGGAGCUGGGGACCCUGAGGCUCUCAGAGCUCAGCAGCGUUGCUGCCCUGGGGGCCAUCAGCACCUGGUCCACUAGACAGCUGCCAGCGUUGUUCUCCGCACUGCUCAACUCCACCAAGCUCAGUCCCAGCCAGCUGGACUCCAGCACGUUGGUGGCCAUUGGGCAUAUCAUCUGUGGGAUCAGCUCCGUCGAAAUACGCACACUCAAUGCGGUCCAGUUUAGUAAGGCAGUGAUGUGGCUGGGUCAUCUGAGGUUGGCCUGUUCUGAGGAGCAGCUGGCGUCCCUGGUGGGUCUGCUGAGCCACGACCAGGCCUUUGGCCUCAUCAGCUCCUGGGGGCCCCAGGUCUUCAUUGAGAUCGGAGUUUUGGCAGCUGGCAUCCCAGACAUGUCCAUGUCUGCUCUGGUGAAGGAGCAGAUUGAGGGAUUCUCUCCUCUGGCUGUCUCCCUCAUCCCUCCACAGAAGUUUACUGUGGUGUUCAACCAGGCUCAGAUCAACAUGUUCUCAUAUGAGCAGGCUAUGGCAGUGACCCCGGAGCAGCGAGCCCUUCUGUCGGACGUGCAGCAGACAGCUCUGUCCAUGGUGUUGACGCCCUGGGAGAACAGACCUCUGGACUUCAGAGACAGGUCUUCAGGGCUGACCCUGAGUCCCAGUCCUCUGUGUCACCUGCUUGGACUACUGAUGCUACUGCUUUGGUUGGUCUAAACUGUCUUGUCCUGGCCUGGUCUGGUCUGGGCCACCUGACCUGCUGAAUGACUGCCUCAACGAUUCUGAAGUUGGAGAAUUUAAUAUGUAAAAAUUGUAAGAGAUUAGGUGAGCAAAGACAGUUUAGAGAAUAAUAAAAAAAAAUCUAGUGUCAGACGUAAAAAUCCUAUUCACACUCUACACAAAUAUAUAAAAAGUUAUUUAUUGAAAUGUUGCAUUUUGCUUACUAUCAAAGAUUGGGUUUAUUUGACCUUAUAUAAAUAGAACAGAUCAUUGCAUUUUGUUCUGCGCUAACCUUUGUUGAUAUUGCUGUGAGUUUUGUAUUGUUGUGAAAAUAAUCGAUAUUCAAAUAAAC
Osmerus eperlanus (European smelt) is the source of this 3841-nucleotide messenger RNA. It is a transcript of the gene strc1, whose product is annotated as stereocilin 1. The transcript has 26 exons. The record is from RefSeq and is a predicted model, not a curated record. Lineage: Eukaryota; Metazoa; Chordata; Actinopteri; Osmeriformes; Osmeridae. Gene Ontology annotation, cellular component: stereocilium tip; cell surface; kinocilium. Gene Ontology annotation, biological process: cell-matrix adhesion. The coding region runs from base 88 to 3486 and encodes 1132 amino acids.